Molecule: messenger RNA, 1164 nt
Organism: Lacerta agilis (Sand lizard)
Lineage: Eukaryota; Metazoa; Chordata; Lepidosauria; Squamata; Lacertidae
Gene: TMEM160
Product: transmembrane protein 160
Source: RefSeq, a predicted model, not a curated record
CUCAGUCUUGAGCCUUUUCCGAGGCCGCCGUCAUGGCGCUGAGCGGGGGCUGGUGGAGCCGUGCCAUGGCGCGAGCGAGAGGGGCCGGCGGCCUGUUGAGGGGAGAGGCCUGGUCGUGGAAAGGGAGGGCGGCGAGGCCCAGUUCUGGGCGGGGCCCGGGACCUCCCGUCGUCUCGGAGCUGGACAAGGCUGACGCCUGGCUCCUCAGGAAAGCUCACGAGACCGGGUUCCUCUCCUGGUUUCGGAAUGGCUUGCUGGCUACUGGCGUUGGAGUGAUUUCUUACGUUCAGAGCGACAUGGGGCGCGAAGCAGCUUAUGGUUUCUUCAUCCUGGGUGGAAUCUGUGUCUCGUACGGCAGCGCCUCCUACCUCGUCAGCCUCUUCCUCCUCCGUCGCACCAUGAUGCUGUCCUUUUCCACAGCUCUCCUGAACUGUGCUGCAGUCACCACUGUGGCACUGUUCUGGCUGUGCGCCAUCUCCCUCUACAUUGGGCGCUUGGAGGUGGAGAUCAUCCAGGACGACCCCAGUGACAAGUGCCAGGACAAGAAAAAGGAGGACGGGAAGUCGGAUAAGUGAAGGCCCAGUUGGCUUGUGCAGACACGCGAUUGUAUUCUGUGGACUGAGCUUUUAAGGCCACCCCACCCGGCAUGUUUGAAUCCUUCUGCCUUUAGGGCCGAAGGGCAAGGACAGGUGGCUUCCUUGCAAACAAGAGACAAGCGGGUGUGUUGGCUGCUUUGUAUUUAUUUUAGGUUUUCCAGAUGGGCUCUGGGAAGUGACAGUAGCAAAAAUCAGGUCACCGGCAACGACAAAGAAAGGGAUUGUUCAGAGGACACUCUGCUGAGCCAGCAGCAUGCAUUCUUGUUGAACUGGGAUCUCUGGCACGUAAGCAUUCUGAUGACGUUGGUCUUGCUCUGCUCUGCUCCCCCCGCUUCAACCAGUUAAUUGAUACGCUAGCUGAUUAUUUAUCAGCUAAAGAUAUUGUAAGAAAUGUCCAGCUAUCUUGGCACCUCCUGUAAAGCUUGGCCCUGCUUUUCCAGUGUUGCUUAUGCUCCCCAAUCCUCCUGCUCCUCACAUAUCAGGUAUAUCUCUUCUGCCACUGGCCCAUGCCUUCUUUGCUCCACCUGUCCAGAUCAGUUGACAUUUGUAUUAAAGACACCAAAACCAA